This is a messenger RNA of Oryzias latipes (Japanese medaka), 1736 nucleotides long. It is a transcript of the gene prpf4, whose product is annotated as pre-mRNA splicing tri-snRNP complex factor PRPF4. NCBI's taxonomy places the organism in Eukaryota, Metazoa, Chordata, Actinopteri, Beloniformes, Adrianichthyidae. Gene Ontology annotation, biological process: mRNA splicing, via spliceosome. Gene Ontology annotation, molecular function: U4 snRNA binding; U6 snRNA binding; protein binding. The record is from RefSeq and is a predicted model, not a curated record. Gene Ontology annotation, cellular component: U4/U6 x U5 tri-snRNP complex.
CCGGUGAACCGGAAGUAGUAGGUUGACCCGGAAGCGGUUACAGCACAUAUAUCCGGAUCAUUUAGCGCGUGGAGGCAGCUUUGUCGGAUUAAGCUGAGGAAGAGCAGCACGAAGAUGUCAGACGAAGAAGAUGCAGUUCCGGUUGCAAAGAAAAGCCGUGUUUUCUACGGAAGCCUGGAGGAGAAGGAACGUGAACGUCUGAGUCUGCAGGCUACAGGAAGUGAUGCCGUGAGGGCGGGGAUUAAGGCUGGAAACAUCAACAUUUCCUCAGGGGAGACUCUGGAGAUUGAGGAUCGAGUCAGCGAGCGGCAGCAGGAAGUGCUCGCAGAGUUCGAGCGGCGGCGGCGAGCUCGACAAAUUACAGUCUCCACCGACGAUGCAGAGGUGAAGGCCGGCCUCCGAGCACUGGGGGAGCCAAUCACAUUGUUUGGAGAGGGGCCAGCUGACCGCAGGGAGAGAUUGCGAAGUGUUUUGUCUGUGGUUGGACCAGAUGCCCUAAAGAAGUCCAGGAAAGACGAGGACAGAGCCAGAAGGUCCCAGGAACAGUGUCUGCAGACCUGGUAUCAUGAAGGCUCCGCCUCCCUAAAACAAGCUCGACUGUGGAUGGCCAGAUAUUCUCUGCCUCGGGCCGUGGCUCGCCUGGAAGCUGCUCGUGCACAGAGAGAUGUUUCUGAGGCAAACAAGACCAUACAGCAGCAGGAGCUGCACAAGAGCCUGAGGAAUCUGAACAACUUCUGCAGUCAGAUUGGUGAUGAUCGGCCAAUCAGCUUCUGCCACUUCAGCCCCGACUCCAAGAUGUUGGCCACCGCGUCCUGGAGUGGGCUGUGUAAGCUGUGGUCAGUCCCUGACUGCAACCUCAUUCGUACACUUCGAGGACACAACACCAAUGUCGGUGCCAUCGUCUUCCGCCCGCAGUCUGGAGUCUCUCUGGACCAAUCAGAUGUCAAUUUGGCCUCAUGUGCUGCUGAUGGAACAGUCAAACUGUGGAACAUGGAGAGUGAUGAACCUGUGGCAGACAUUGAGGGUCACAGCGAUAGAGUGUCUCGAGUGGCCUGGCAUCCAUCUGGAAGAUUUUUGGGAACAACCUGCUACGAUAACUCGUGGCGUCUGUGGGACCUAGAGGUUCAGGAGGAGAUCCUCCAUCAGGAGGGUCACAGCAAAGGAGUCCACGACCUGAGCUUCCACCCUGAUGGCUCGUUGGUAGCUACUGGAGGGUUGGAUUCUUUUGGAAGGGUCUGGGACCUGAGGACAGGACGCUGUGUUGUCUUCCUUGAGGGACACCUGAAGGAGAUCUACAGUCUGCACUUCUCUCCUAACGGGCAUCAUCUGGCAACAGGAAGUGGUGACAAUACCUGUAAGGUUUGGGAACUGCGCAACAGGAAGUGUCUGUACACAGUCCCAGCCCACCAGAACCUGCUGUCCACUGUCCGCUUCCAACCCACAGACGGUCACUUUCUGUUGACUGGAGCUUAUGACAACACAGCAAAGGUUUGGAGUCACCCCGGCUGGACACCGUUGAAGACCUUGGCAGGACAUGAGGGGAAGGUGAUGAGCGUGGACGUGUCACCUGACGGGAAGCUGAUAGCCACCAGUUCGUACGAUCGAACGUUCAAACUCUGGUUGUCUGAGUGAUGUCACCAUUUGUUGUAGUAUGUCAACCCUGACUUCAUUUAAAAAUAUGACGUGUUCCAGUACUGGUUUUAUGUUUUCUAAUAAAAGAAAGCUCAGAUGAUGAA